GUCACCACGUCGCGGGAAGCUGGCAGGGUGUGUGUGAGUGUGUGUGUAUGUGUGUGUGGUUUGCUUUGUCAUUCGUGGCCCGGCUGACGCGGCCGGUAUGGCUGCGUGCUCGGCUGCCCGCAGAAGGGGCCGCGGCGGCGCUCCCGGGACGCCCUCUUACAUAAGGACGCGGCUGACUGAAGCACAUGUCAGCGCAAGGUCCCCACACGCAGCGCACCACGCCGUUCGGUUCUCACACGCCAGGCGGGAGCCCGCGGCGCCGCGCCACACGGUGUACGCCGACGUGGGCCUCCCCACGGCGAGACGCAGCCCAAUAACCGCGAAGCGUACCUUCGCAACAAGGCAUAAUAUAGGAUGUUAUAUUUAUAGGGCCUAUUUAUAAGCCUCUAUUUAACUCUUUUCUGAUAGGCCCGGCCACGCGUCUAGGCCUUAUCCUGAUUGGUGUGUCCUUCUGUCCUUCAAAAAGGCGGGCUUAAGGGUCCGUGUUGCCUCAGCGGGCACCGGGAUUGGCCGUGCGCGGCGCGGCGGCGCCUUCGAUUGGCUAUGCGGGCCGUCCGUCGCGGCAAAGGAGGCGGGGCGGGCGGCUGGCUGGUGCGGGGCGGGCGGGCCCCGGAAUUGUCAUUUCUUUGUUUCCGAAGGCGGAGGAGGCUCGGCGCCCCCCUCCUGGCCCCCUCCCCCCCGGUGCUGGCUCCAUGUCUGUGUGACCGGCCGCAGGGGUAGGAUUCAGGCCCGACGCGGGGCGGGCGGGCGACGGCGGCUGAGGUGAGAGGCGGCGGCGGCGGCGCGGCUCGGGCACCGGCCCCCCAGCGGGAGGAUGAAGCGGCGGAACGCCGACUGCAGUAAGCUCCGCCGCCCCCUGAAGCGGAACCGGAUCACCGAGGGUAUCUACGGCAGUACAUUUUUAUACCUGAAAUUCCUGGUAGUGUGGGCACUUGUCCUCCUUGCCGACUUUGUCCUGGAGUUCCGAUUUGAAUACCUGUGGCCGUUCUGGCUUUUCAUCAGAAGCGUCUAUGAUUCCUUCAGAUACCAAGGACUGGCCUUCUCAGUAUUUUUUGUUUGUGUAGCAUUCACUUCAAAUAUCAUAUGUCUCCUCUUCAUUCCCAUACAAUGGCUUUUUUUCGCUGCUAGCACAUAUGUAUGGGUCCAGUACGUAUGGCACACAGAAAGGGGAGUGUGUUUGCCUACAGUGUCACUCUGGAUCCUCUUUGUUUAUAUUGAAGCAGCAAUUAGAUUUAAAGAUCUGAAAAACUUUCAUGUAGACCUUUGUCGACCGUUUGCUGCUCACUGCAUUGGAUACCCUGUGGUGACUUUGGGCUUUGGCUUCAAAAGUUAUGUGAGCUACAAAAUGCGGUUAAGGAAGCAGAAGGAAGUUCAGAAGGAGAACGAGUUUUACAUGCAGCUUCUUCAGCAGGCCCUCCCUCCAGAGCAGCAAAUGUUGCAGAAGCAGGAGAAGGAGGCUGAGGAAGCAGCCAAGGGAUUGCCGGACAUGGAUUCCUCGAUCCUUAUACACCACAACGGAGGCAUCCCAGCCAACAAAAAACUGUCCACAACGUUGCCAGAGAUAGAAUAUCGAGAAAAAGGGAAAGAGAAGGACAAGGAUGCCAAGAAACACAACCUUGGAAUAAAUAACAACAACAUUCUACAACCUGUAGACUCUAAGAUACAAGAGAUUGAGUAUAUGGAAAACCAUAUCAAUAGUAAAAGAUUAAACAAUGAUCUUGUGGGAAGUACAGAAAAUCUCUUAAAAGAGGACUCAUGCACUGCUUCCUCAAAAAAUUACAAAAAUGCCAGUGGAGUUGUGAACUCCUCGCCUCGAAGUCACAGCGCUACAAAUGGAAGCAUUCCUUCCUCGUCUAGUAAAAACGAGAAGAAGCAGAAGUGCACCAGCAAGGGCCCGAGUGCACACAAGGACUUAAUGGAGAACUGUAUUCCUAACAACCAGCUGAGCAAACCAGACGCGCUGGUAAGUACCAAAACAGGUUUCCUGUGUUUGUUUGGUGUUGCAAGUGAGGUGAAACUGCCUUCUCAGGCAGCCCAGCUAAUUGUGAUGCUAAUUGCCUCCUGCUACCUGAUCUACCUUUGGUAUAGAAGAUUGAGGACCCAAAUGACCAGUGACCUAGGGCUGUGGUAUUUGUGCCCCUUGCCUGCUCCUGGGGACUGCUGCCUCCUGUUGUCACCAGUGUGGACUGUAUCUUCACCUGUAGGCACCCCCAGAGUGCCCUGCAGCCUGACCUGAGGACCGUUGAGAGAGCUUCUGUAGGCGGGUCCCGUCUCUGAAGAGCUAGGUGAGUGCUUCAGAGCUUUGGGCUGGCUAUCAGGUCAUUGUGACCUGUAACUGGUUACAACUAGACAGAAGUACACAGAAUUUAUGCCAGUGCUGGUCCCACCAGCCAGCCCACAGGGGCUGGGCAAGCAGGAAGUACAUUUGCUUCCUCGCUAAAAUUGAUGAGGUUGUAGCACUUGUAGGAAGAGUUCCUUAAUCCCUCAGAAGCCCUGGUAGGGCAGAGCAGGCUUAGCUCUGAGAGAUGGGAGUCCAUGAUGGUAGGGAAGUACUGUCCUCUACCCUUUGAUCCGACUGGAAUUUUGAAGGUUGUAACUAUUACCUAUAUUUGUAUCUUGUUUCUCUCUAUGACUUGCUUCUAGUUUAGGUAGCUAUUGGCAGUUAAAUUGAGUGUUGUGCAUACAUUUGAAGAUGUUGCGUUAACCUCUUAACACUAUUUAAUCAGAACUUCUUUCUUCUCAUUAAUACAUUAUACAUGUGUAUUUUACCUAGAGAAGUAUUGACCUUCAGCUCCAAGGGGGUUAAGUGUACCAUUAAGACAGGUAGUCAUAUCUGCUUACUAAAUGUCCCUAGCACCUGACUGUCUCAGUUCAGUUCAGCUUGCUAAUUCACAUAUUUCUCCUAAAAUUUCCAGCAUCCAUCAUUCUAUUAAGCAGAUACAACAAUUGAGCCACGUCUUAUAAAAUUAGAAAAUGGAGUGGCCAGGCAUAAUGAUAUACAUCAUCAAUCCCAGUACUUGGGAGACAGAGGCAGGCAGGUCUCUGUGAGUUCAAGUGCAGCCAGGAUUACAUAAUAAGACCCUAGCUAAAAAGAAGGGGAAGAGAGCCUGUGUAAGUAAAUUAUACAGUAAAUGUCCUUAUAUACUCCCCGUGUGUGUGUGUGUGUGUGUGUGUGUGUGUGUGUGUGUGUGUGUGUGCGCGCACGCGCGCGCACAUAUAUAUCACAUAUAUAUAAGGUAUGGCGUGUGAGGUAGAGGGCAACUUCUGGAAGUUGGUUCUCUCCUUUCAUGGUGUGGGUUAUAGAAUGCACCUUCAUCCACUGAGCAGUUGUUAGCACCAUACAGUAGAGCACCGUGCAGUAGUUUAAGGAAAGUGUCUGAGUAGGUGAAGGUGCAGCUGAUAUUCAGGCUGUAUGUGUGUUAACCCCCUUCAUGAUAAAUGUAUUACAUGCAUGGAAAGUGGGGAAAAGGCUCGUAGGGAAGAAGUACAUCAGAUGCAAGCCGAGUAUGAUUUGAUUCAGCCUAAAUGAGAGGAGUGUGAGUUGUUUACACUUUGAAUUCUUUUGUUAGAUUUUUUUUUUUUUAAUGCUGAGUGCAUUUCUUGUUUUUGUUUGUUUGCUUGUUUGUUUUUCGAGACAGGGUUUCUCUGUAUAGCCCUGGCUGUCCUGGAACUCACUCUGUAGACCAGGCUGGCCUCGAACUCAGAAAUCCGCCUGCCUCUGCCUCCCAAGUGCUGGGAUUAAAGGUGUGCGCCACCACUGCCCGGCUGCAUUUUAUUCUUAUAGUAAAAAGUUAAACCCAGUGAGAGGUUAUAAAUCAUUUUACCACCUGUUUCAGUAAAAAUUUGAACUAUGUAGUAGGUCUUCAAAGUGACAGUUUCUUGCAGUAGCCCAUGGAGAUUGCUCACUGCGUUUUGACUUGUGCUUUUAAGUCGAGGUUUUGCUGCUCAGGCAGCUCAGACAGUCUUUAGUCUUUAGUAGAAGUUUCUUUGUCAGUAUUUGAAAUGCUUAGAUUAUGGAUUUCUUAGGUCACUGAGACUUUCUCUUAGCGUACUCAACUAAUGUCAUUAGGUAGUGAUCGUGAAGCCCAGGGUUUCUCAGGCAGGGACGCUGAUCUUAACUAUCACGCUUUGGAAAGCAGUAAUUAAGAGUUGGUGGAGCUAAUGACAGUAGUUAGGAAAAGACUGAAGCAUUUUUGUCCUAUUUUUUUAUGAGAAUAAAUUGUUUUGUAUUUUCAAAACAAACCAUUUCUCUGGAGGUAGAAGUGGGUGGAUCUCUGAGGCCAACCUGCUCUACAGUGCUUCAUCGUAAGCCUCUGUCUUGGGGUGAAGGGGGGCGGGGGUGAUGAGGUUUCCUGAGCUAGAAAUGUAGCUCAGUGGGAGAGUCUAGUAUUCAGGAAGCUCUGGAUUCAAGCAGUUUCCUACUGCAAUAUGCCAUAUCCACACUAAAGUAUACAGAUCUUGAAUGUGUACUUCUGAGCAUGUACACACUAGAGUAUAUAGAUCUUAGAUGUAUACUUCUGAAAAAGUAUCCUUUCUUUCUUAACAAAGGAAACAUAUUUUUGUAACUUCCCUCUUUUUGUUGUAUAGUACUGCUGGUUUGGCUUUGACAAUAUUCUCAUUGAAUUCCACUUCUAAAGAGCAUUUUGGGAGACCAGGGAGAUGGCUCAGAGGGAAAAGGCACUUGCUGCCAAGCCCAGUGACUUGAAGUAAUGGCUCUCACUCACUUACACUGUGGAAGGAGCGAGCAUACUCUCAGAACUUGUCCUCUGACCUUCACGUGCAUGCACGCAUGCAGAUGUGCACACUAACUAGAUAAGUGGAAAGAAACUUUUUAAAGCAUUGUGUUCUGUAUUUUACCAAAAUUAUGUUUGUAUCCUUUGUUCUCAAAACUCUUUAUAUUAUUGCAAAUUUCAAGAAAUCCCAAAACUUUACUUAGAGGAAAUAAUGUCUUUUGAAACAGUAUUUCUCUGUGUAACAGAGUUCUGGACAUCCUGGACUCCCUUUGUAAAGCAGACUGGCCUGAAACUCUGUCUCCCUGAAACUCUUGUGUCUCCUGACUGCUGGGAUUCACUGCAUACAUACCCUGAAGGCCAUUGUGUCAUAGAGACAUUUCACUUAACGUGAAAGACUGGAAGUCCGGCAGUAGUGGUGUGUGCCUUUAAUCCCAGCACUGAGGAGACAGAGGGAGGCAGAACUCUUUGAGUUCUGGGCCAAUCUGAUCUACAGAGGGAGUUCUAGGACAGCCAAGGCUACACAAAGAGAUCCUGUCUUAAAAAAACAAAACCAAGACCACCACCAACAACAACAAAACCAAAACAGAAGACUUUUAAAAUGAAAAAAAGUGAUAAGUACAAAAUUACUAAAAUGUAGCAUCUGAAAGAAGGGGCUUUUUUUCUUCAGUGGCAGUAAGCUGUGCUGUGGAACCAGAUUCCCCUAUCUACAUCUGGUACAACUUAAUUAAGCUGCUGCUCAGAGGUAAAUCAGCAGCUAUUUCUAAAUGUGUCAGGCCUCAAAAUCCUAGAAUAAGUGGGAAGAACCUUAGAGAUGGUCAGCCGCAGAUGAGGAAACUGCAAAGAUGUGUGCAGAGUUGGCCCUAGAGGCUUAGGACCCUGAUGACCGAGCCCUGUACAGACCAAAUGCCUCUGUCCUCACAGAGGAGCCUGCCCUUUCACUAAACACGCACUACUUCCUCUGAGAGGCUGGCCUCACAAGAGAUGUGAACAUGAGCAUGCACUUGUUAAUGGGACGAACCCUACGCAGCCUAUUUGUAGUGUAGCCCUUGGGUUACUUCAGGUGAAUGAAGGACAGCAUAGCUAUGAUCUAAAUGCUGAUCUUCAAGUACACUGAACUGAAAUGACCUUGGUGAUAGGGACAGUGUGGUGUGAUGUGGACCUGUGACUCUUCCCUAGGGAGUGAACCCUGGCAGGAGACCAAGCAGUGCCCCUGGAACUCAGUCUCUAGGCUGUGCUCUCACAAGGAAGGGAACACUGGUGAUAGCGCCUGCAGUAUGACUUUGGGGCUCGAGAGUCGUUUUAAAGUUGUCUAAUGGUAGUUAGGGGAAGAAAGUGUUCAGCUUUCUGUAAGAGACCAGGGAACAUUACUGAGUGAGUAUUGAUUUCUGCAGUAGGCCCUGAGGACUUUGCACAUAAUAAAACAUGUAUGAGCUUUAGUCUGUGGAUCUGACAGUCCAAAGGGAGAUCCCCAUUGUGCACCGGAAGCCGUGCUUCUGUCAGUGUGCUGGACUAGAGGCGCUGAGGAGUUUUCUCAGGUUGGGGUGGUAGUUGAGAGGUUAAGUGUGGCUUAGCAUGAGCAAGCCCUGGCAUGUCCUUAACACCGGGGAGGGAUGGGGUUUCUGCACACAGAACCCAAGCACUGAUGUUUGCUCAUCUGUCCAUUUGUGUCUUGUAGAAAAACUGUCUUCUCAGAGCUUCACUGUAGUGUACGUCCUGGGCCUGAUCUUCAGCUCGGCUAUCGAGGUCCAGCUGACUCUUUCCUACUGGUUCUAGUACAGUCUUUCUCAGGCACCAGACUGAGGGCUUGUCCAAGCACCAUGGCUGCUCGUGCCUCGGAGGUUUUAAGUGUGCCAACUCCAUUCGGAGCACUCCUCCUUCCCUGCUUCCCAUCCUCUGCACAGCCUGCCCCAGAUUGCUGGGCUGGGGAGGAGGAUGGAUGGAUCCUGGGGAUCCUGCCUGGCGAUCGUGGGCUGCAAGAUUUUCUUACUCUUAUUUCUUCAUCUGGGAAAAAUGGGAAUAAUCAUUGCAGUUGGCCCUUAGCUCUGCUGAUUAAAUUAGUUCACAUUGCUACGGACCUAUCGGGAGCAGUGCGUCCAGUCACUGAGGAGUGGCUGCUGCUAUUAUUCUUCCUAGUGUGUGUUUAAUUGUAGCCUUUCUUGUGUUACUAUCUAAUUAUUUUAGUCAUCCAGUCUUUGGCCCCUGUUGAAAUUAUAGAGCCUUCCUGUGAAGAAGAGAUUUGAUUUUGCCCUUUAGUUCCUUUUACUGCUUGCUUAUAUUUAGACCCCAAGUGCAUAUCUCUUAAGCUGGUGUUAUUAUGGGCUAGAUGGAGCAGGCAGUAAGGAAUGGCACAGUAAGGUAGGUUUUAGCUUACAGUUUUCUUAAUGUCCCUUUUCUUGAGCCUUGAUGAGCUCUUGUGCCAUACCAAAAGUGUGACUGUUACUUAGCAAGCAGUUUCUGGAAAUGGAUGGCGAUCUUGUAGCCCAUGAUGAGGGACAGUGCAGUCUGAUCUAGGAGAGUGUCAAAAAGAAGAGUCUCUGGCUGGGUUCUGAGUUUAUUGCUCUGGCAGGCUUUACUUGCUAAGGAAGUCAGCAGUGGGGAAGAGACUUGAAUGUUUAGCUCUCCUGUUUUUCCCUGCUCCUUUAUCCACUACUCAGGUAGACAUUGGGGACAA
Messenger RNA from Mus musculus (house mouse), 7404 nucleotides. It is a transcript of the gene Maco1, whose product is annotated as macoilin 1. The transcript has 8 exons. The coding region runs from base 815 to 2236 and encodes 473 amino acids. Gene Ontology annotation, cellular component: rough endoplasmic reticulum membrane; nuclear membrane. Gene Ontology annotation, biological process: neuronal signal transduction. The record is from RefSeq and is a predicted model, not a curated record. Lineage: Eukaryota; Metazoa; Chordata; Mammalia; Rodentia; Muridae.